Oppia nitens is the source of this 1318-nucleotide messenger RNA. RefSeq names its product required for meiotic nuclear division protein 1 homolog. Lineage: Eukaryota; Metazoa; Arthropoda; Arachnida; Sarcoptiformes; Oppiidae. Gene Ontology annotation, biological process: positive regulation of mitochondrial translation. The transcript is spliced from 7 exons. The record is from RefSeq and is a predicted model, not a curated record. The coding region runs from base 90 to 1280 and encodes 396 amino acids.
UUGUGAUGAAAUCAUUAAAAAACAUUUCAAUUAAUUUUAAAACUGUUUUUCAAAACUAAUAUCAAUUAAACAUUUUAUUUGAUUUUGUUAUGAAUCGACUGUUGACUACAUUGUUGUCAUAUAAUAGCCGUAAAAAUGUCGCGAAAACAGUGUUUAUGUCCACCGAAGUGGUCAACAAAGUGAAGACAUGGACGCCGGCAAUGAUGCGACCAAUUUGUUUGAUGACUUCGGUUAACAAUAACAUGAAAUCAAAACAUUGUCUGUUAUGGCCAUCAAAUGGUAUCCAAUCAAUGGUGACAAUCAAACACUUUGCGACCACAAGAAGUGAUACAAAAGACAUGUCAACUACAAGACAAUCGGCGCUAAACAGCGAUAAACAGACAGCAAAGUCUAAGAAGAGACGAAAAAAGACAGCUAUUGUCAACACGACUGACAGCUUUUUGCCGAUUAUGGCCUUCAGUACGGCUGAUGAAUACAAUAUGGAUGAGUUGGCCGACGGUCUCAAAGAACAGGGUUUAUACGAUUUGAAUCACUUUAAUGAAGAGGUCGAGGAUGUGCUUCAUUUAACCGCCAAAUAUGAGAUAAAUAAUAUCAGAAGAGAAGCCUUUAUAUUUAGAGAGGGAACCAUUGUUUGUUGGAAUAUGCCUUUUGUUGAGUGUGAAGCAAUUAUCAAUCUAUUGAAACAUUUUGAGAACAACUCAUACGACAAGAGUCUGGUUGAAGAAGAACAAGAAGUGAUGCCAUACGAGUUAGUUAACUCAAAAUCGCGUCUUCAAAAAGGUUUGAUAUGUUUGGCAAACAAAAGCAACGAAUCAUUGCUAGAAAGGUAUGCCUUUUCCGAUGCCAUCGCAAUGUCCGUUAAACUUGCGAUUUGGGAAGCAAUGCUUGAUAAAUAUAUACAGAGCAUUGAAUUCGUUAGUCAGGACAUGAAAGCGGGUAACAAAUUAAGACUAACUCGCGAUCAAGUUUUUAAGAAAGCCGGUGAACUGUUUGAUCUGAAACAUCACAUCAAUUUAAGCUCAGACCUGUUGGAUACACCAGACUUUUAUUGGGAUAGACAUGAAUUAGAGAAGUUGUUUUUGGAUACAAUUUAUUUUUUGAAUAUUAAAAAGAGAACUAAUGUUAUGAAUGAAAAACUUAAUCAUUGUAUUGAGUUAAUGGAGUUGUUGUCCAAUAAUCUGAAUCAUAGACACGGAGCUCAACUCGAAUGGAUGAUAAUUGUGCUCAUUAUGGUUGAGGUGUUAUUUGAAUUUAUACAUUAUGCCGACCGGAUUUUUUAAUAAUUUUUAAAAUCAUAUUUAUUUAUAUAAAAUAUAUA